Messenger RNA from Cinclus cinclus, 980 nucleotides. Its product is annotated as retinoic acid receptor RXR-beta-like. Gene Ontology annotation, biological process: positive regulation of transcription by RNA polymerase II; retinoic acid receptor signaling pathway; cell differentiation. The transcript has 2 exons. Gene Ontology annotation, cellular component: RNA polymerase II transcription regulator complex. The record is from RefSeq and is a predicted model, not a curated record. NCBI's taxonomy places the organism in Eukaryota, Metazoa, Chordata, Aves, Passeriformes, Cinclidae. The coding region runs from base 486 to 806 and encodes 106 amino acids. Gene Ontology annotation, molecular function: nuclear receptor activity; retinoic acid-responsive element binding.
GAAUUUUUGGGGUGAAUUUUGGGAUUUUUGGGUGGAAUUUUUGGGGUGAGUUUUGGGGAUUUUCAGGUGGAAUGUUGGGGUUUUCGGGUGGAAUAUUCGGGAUGAAUUUUGGGAUUUUCGGGUGGAAUUUUUGGGGUGAAUUUUGGGAUAUUCAGGUGGAAUUUUUGGGGUGAAUUUUGGGAUUUUCGGGUGGAAUUUUUGGGGUGAGUUUUGGAGAUUUUCUGGUGGAAUUUUGGAAUUUUUGGGUGGAAUUUUUGGGGAGAAUUUUGGGAUUUUCGGGUGGAAUUUUUGGGGUGAAUUUUGGGAUUUUCGCGUGGAAUUUUUGGGGCGAAUUUUGGGAUUUUCAGGUGGAAUUUUUGGGGUGAGUUUUGGAGAUUUUCUGGUGGAAUUUUGGGGUUUUCGGGUGGAAUAUUCGGGAUGAAUUUUGGGAUUUUCGGGUGGAAUUUUUGGGGUUAGUUUUGGGAUUUUCGGUUGGAAUUUUUGGGAUGAGUUUUGAGGACUUUUGGGCUGAAUUUUGGGGUGGUUUUUUUUUUAUUUUUUGGGGAUUUUCAGACGCCAAGGGUCUGUCGAACCCGUCCGAGGUGGAGCUGCUGAGGGAGAAGGUUUACGCCUCGCUUGAAUCGUACUGCAAACAGAAAUACCCCGAGCAGCAGGGCAGGUUCGCCAAGCUGCUCCUUCGGCUGCCGGCGCUUCGCUCCAUCGGCCUCAAGUGCUUGGAGCAUCUUUUCUUCUUCAAACUGAUCGGGGACACCCCCAUCGACACCUUCCUCAUGGAGAUGCUCGAGGCUCCCCAUCAGCUCUCCUGAACCCCCUCCCCAAAAAGAGAAAAGAAUUAAAAAUAUCGCAGCGUUUGGAUAUUUCCCAUCUCCCGUCAACGGCCCCCUUCGGGAAAAAAAUAAAUCAAUAAAGGAAGAACAUUUUCCAAAAAAAAAUAGAAUUUAAGUAUUGAUUGGUUAAAGGAAAUGUAAUUGGUAAUUGUU